Molecule: messenger RNA, 381 nt
Organism: Bipolaris victoriae FI3
Lineage: Eukaryota; Fungi; Ascomycota; Dothideomycetes; Pleosporales; Pleosporaceae
Exons: 5
Coding region: 1-381 (126 amino acids)
Cellular component (GO): mitochondrion; cytosol
Molecular function (GO): deaminase activity
Source: RefSeq, a predicted model, not a curated record
AUGUCGGAAAUCAAGAAAGUGUCCACUGCCAAUGCCUGCCCUCCUGCGGGACCUUAUUCCCAAGCCAUCAUCGCCGGCCCCAGCAUCUUCGUCUCAGGCCAGAUCCCUGCAGACACAAAGGGCAACCUGAUCGAAGGCAGCAUCGCAGACAAGACCAAGAUGUGCUGUGAGAACAUCAAGGGCAUUCUCACCGAGGCAGGUGUCGGUCUGGACCGUGUCGUCAAGGUCAACGUUUUCCUCGACGACAUGGCCCACUUCGCCGAAAUGAACGGCGUCUUCGAACAAUACUUCUCGCACAAGCCUGCGCGCAGCUGUGUCGCGGUUAAGCAGCUGCCAAAGGGUGUCCCAGUCGAGAUUGAGUGCAUUGCUUACAACGGUUAA